AUGGUUAUGAAGCUAUUCCCUGACGGCUUGGUAGAUCGUGUUGGUGGUUGCGGCCCAUUUGAGGCUGUUGCCAAACGCUUCUACGAGCUCUCUUUCGCUGAUCCCAUCCUAUCGGUCCUGUACGCGGAUAAAGAUGAGCCUCAUUAUCUGAUGUUCUGCCGUUGGUUCUUCGAACAGAAUGGCCUCACUGACGAGAUGACGAAGCGUGGUGGCACUAAGUUUAUUAAUGCCAUGCAUCGCAAGGCCCAGAACUGUCCCCUAAGAGCUGAUGCUCCUAAGGAGGCCGGUUAUGUUGGUGGUGGCUUCACUAAAGCCCAAAGAGCUCGUUGGGUGUGGGCUCAGUUGAAGGCUUGCGAGGAGUUCAAGUUGCCCGAGGAUUUCGUUCGCGACUACAUUCACGGUCUAUGUGUUUUCAUGUCUGUGUAUGGUCCCUUCGUUGACUCUCGUGCGGAAGAUGGCCCCCAAACUGGUAAAUGCCCAAUGAGCAUGAGCGUCCAGACCACUUCAGAGCAGGCUGAGAUGGUCAAGAUUCAUCCCAACAUUCCUGGUUAUGAUCUCCCUGGUAAGCUCGGCAACUUCCAGAAGAUCACUGUUGCUUGA
Molecule: messenger RNA, 600 nt
Organism: Perkinsus marinus ATCC 50983
Lineage: Eukaryota; Perkinsozoa; Perkinsida; Perkinsidae
Exons: 1
Coding region: 1-600 (199 amino acids)
Molecular function (GO): heme binding; oxygen binding
Source: RefSeq, a predicted model, not a curated record